AUGGCAGUCAAGGUCACGCCCGGCCAACUGGAGGCCGGUACCAUAACGGUCCUUGUGCUCGCGUGGACCUUCACUAUCCUGCGGUUCGUUGCCCGUCGCCUACGCAGGGUCGGUCUCGGGACAGAUGACUAUCUUCUCAUUGCCAGCCUGGUAAGAAUUGUAUUUGCCAUGAUCCGUCAUGGGAUGGGCCGUGAUACCGGUCCUGAUCUCUCUGCGCAUGAUGAGCUGAUGGUGAAACAACUACUCUACGUCUUUGAAAUAUUUUAUGUGAUCGACCUGCUGCUCAUCAAGCUCUCGAUCCUGUUCAUGUACCGGCGCAUCUUUACAGACGUAUCGCGUUUCUUCCGGGUGGGCGCACGAAUAUGCGGCGGUAUCGUGGUGGCAUGGGCGCUGGCCUUUGUACCGGCGGCAACCUUUCAAUGCACGCCGGUGUCCAAGGCCUGGGAUUCCGACAAAGAAGGGCAUUGUAUUGAUCUGCGCGUGGGAUUUAUUUGUGUAGCGAUACCAAAUAUCCUGACAGAUAUCGCCAUCCUCGUGUUGCCCGUGCAUGUCUGUUGGAACCUUGCCGGGAGGGUACUGUACCGACUUUCUAUCUGUGGUAUCUUCCUACUGGGUGCAUUCGUAAUCGGCGUGAGCAUCUAUCGAUUUACGCUCCUGUUCCUGUACUCGCCCGAGAAUGUGCCCGGAACAAUCGCGCCAUCGACAAUCUGGUCUGUUAUCGAAUGCGCAGUGGCCAUUAUCUGCGCUUGCCUGCCAAACCUGAUGCCUCUCGUGCGGCUGGUUUGGUCUAGUUGCCACUGUAGUCGGCAGUCGCACGACAGGGAGUUGCCUGACCCCCCAGAGCACCGCAACGACGGAACUGUGGCAUUGAACAAGAAACAUGGUGUCAAUGGCUCGAUGGCCAGCGUGAAUGUGGCAGGGAGUGGCGCGGGGAGCAAUGACAGCGCAGCACGGGGAAUGGUGUCCGUAGAGCAGGUAUUUGUGUAA
Aspergillus puulaauensis is the source of this 987-nucleotide messenger RNA. RefSeq lists its product as uncharacterized. The record is from RefSeq and is a predicted model, not a curated record. Lineage: Eukaryota; Fungi; Ascomycota; Eurotiomycetes; Eurotiales; Aspergillaceae. Bases 1 to 987 code for a protein of 328 amino acids. The transcript is spliced from 6 exons.